GCUAAAAAUUUAUUGUGACGUGACACAGUCGGGUAUAUCUUUCCUCUGAAGUGUCCACUAUUUUCGUUUUUCAUGAGUAGAUUUCGAUGGCGUUUUUAAAACUGUUUUCUUGUGCUUUGGUUUUGUUGUGCGCAACAUUUUUGCCGUUUGCGUCGAGUCAUUUUCGCUUCCGCCGUGUGUUUGGAGGUAGAAGAGGAUUUCCUGGUCCACGUGGUAUGACUGGACCUAGGGGGCCUCGAGGACCUCCUGGUUAUUCCGGUCCACCGGGAAUGAAAGGCGAACCAGGAACACCAAAUGGACCUCCAGGACCUCGAGGAGAAAAGGGUGACAUGGGUUCUCCAGGAUUCGAUGGAUUGCCUGGUGCGAAAGGAGAUGCCGGGAUGAAAGGUGACGACGGUAAGAAGGGGAUACCUGGAGUUCAGGGUCCACCAGGACCGAAAGGAGAGUCGGGAUUAUUGCAAAAGUUGAAAUGCUCUUUUUCCCAGACUCUUGGAGCCGAACACGCAUGCCCAGACGUAAAGCACGUAGCGACGAGUUGCUCGUGCUACCCAUCAUGCACUUCCUGGUAUCUUAUGGAUUUUCGCACUUGCCGUUGUGAAUGCAACGUAAAUGCCACUAUAGCUCAAAACAAGUAUUUCAAGACAGGCGCCAUUUGUUGUAAAUUGGAAUCCUUGCUUUCCACUUUGUAAAAUGAAAAUUUUCUUUUAGAAAUCAACAAUGUUCUAUGUAAUAGAUGAGAUCACAUUGUGUUUACAAAAUAUUUUAUGGCAAAUUAAAGCUUUCAAUGUUUGAUGAAACAGGCUUGCAAAA
Messenger RNA from Xenia sp. Carnegie-2017, 810 nucleotides. Its product is annotated as collagen alpha-1(I) chain-like. The record is from RefSeq and is a predicted model, not a curated record. Gene Ontology annotation, molecular function: hormone activity. Gene Ontology annotation, cellular component: extracellular region. NCBI's taxonomy places the organism in Eukaryota, Metazoa, Cnidaria, Anthozoa, Malacalcyonacea, Xeniidae. The transcript is spliced from 4 exons. The coding region runs from base 87 to 689 and encodes 200 amino acids.